AUGCCCAAAUUGGCGGUGGACGGCCAACAGGGCACGGAGGCCGCGCUCGACGCGUUGGGCGCCGAGCUGACUACCCCGCUCGUCGCCGACGUGCUGCACCGCCUCCGCUAUGAGGAGAAGCUGGCGUUCCGGUUCUUCGCCUGGGCGUCCCACCAGGGAGGGUACAGCCACGAACCGGCGACUUACAACGACAUCAUCGACAUUCUCUCCGGCACGCGGUACAAGAGCCGCCAGUUCGGUGUCCUCUGCAACGUGCUGGAUCACUUGAAGCGCCAUGGCACGAGGUCGGUGCCGGUUGAGGACCUGCUGGAGAUCCUGCGCACCUACACGGAGAAGCAUCUCACGCACAUGAGGAAGCUGGCCAAGAAGCGGCGGGUUCGGAUGCGUACGCCACCGGAGACUGACGCGCUCAACGUUCUGCUGGACGCGUUCUGCAAGUGUGGGAUGGUCAAGGAAGCAGAGGCGGUGUUCGGCCGCGUGAAGAGGAGGUUGCUGGGUAAUGCAGAGACAUACAGUAUCCUGUUCUUUGGGUGGUGCCGGGCGAGGGACCCCAAGAAGGCCAUGAAGGUGCUCGAGGAAAUGAUUCAGAUGAAGCACACCCCGGAGAGUUUCACCUACAUUGCAGCCAUCGAAUCUUUUUGCAGUGCUGGAUUGGUGUCAGAGGCAAGGGAGCUGUUUGAGUUCAUGAGGACUGAGGGGUCGACGAUAUCAUCACCCACAGCCAAGACGUAUUCGAUUAUGAUUGUUGCGUUAGCAAAGGCUGACCGGAUGGAGGAGUGUUUUGAACUGCUUUCAGAUAUGAGAAGUUGUGGCUGUAUGCCUGAUGUGACGACUUAUAAAGAUUUGAUUGAAGGAAUGUGCUUGGUGGGUAAACUGGAUGCUGCUUAUCGUGUGUUGGAGGAGAUGGGGAGGGCUGGAUUUCCUCCUGACAUUGUGACGUACAAUUGCUUUCUUAAUGUGCUUUGUAGUCUUCGAAAGGCUGAUGAUGCACUUGAACUCUGUGAGAAGAUGAUAGAGGCGCAUUGUGAGCCCAGUGUUCAUACCUAUAAUAUGCUGAUGGUGAUGUUCUUCGAGAUGGGAGAGGCACAUAGAGCAUUAGAUAUAUGGCUUGAGAUGGACACAAGAGGAUGUCAGCGUGCUAUUGAUACCUACGAGAUAAUGAUCGAUGGUCUCUUUGAUUGUGGAAGAACAGAACAUGCAACUGCUCUUCUAGAUGAGGUUAUAAACCGUGACAUGAAACUUUCAUACAAGAAGUUUGAUGCUAUAAUGCUGAGGUUAUCAGCUGUGGGCGACCUUGGCGCGAUACAUCGGUUGUCAGAGCAUAUGAGGAGAUUUUACAAUGUUGCGAUGUCGAGACGAUUUGCAAUCACUCAGAAGAAGAAGAGCAUAGGCCUGAGAAGGAAAUGA
This is a messenger RNA of Miscanthus lutarioriparius, 1407 nucleotides long. NCBI's taxonomy places the organism in Eukaryota, Viridiplantae, Streptophyta, Magnoliopsida, Poales, Poaceae. The record is from the annotation of a GenBank genome assembly.